CAUCACGUUUGUAAAAUCAACAAAAUGCAAACGUUAUAAAUAAACGUUAUGAAGUUUAAUUAAACGGAAAUAUUUUUAAAUCUCAGUAUAAACGUUGCUGUUUAUCUAGUCAUCAGGAUUUCUUAGAAAGUUUUUUAACGAAGUAAGUGUAUAUAUUGGAGGGUUAAAUGCAUUUGAGCCAAUGUCUCAUUGUGUCUUAAUAUUUAUUCAUAAUUCAGUACAGAAGGAUUGUGAAGAUGCGUACCUUAAAGUUAAUGUUAUGUGCUAUAUUUGUGCAGGCUGUUUGGUGUGUACCAAAAUCGAGCAUUACUGACUCUAUAUACCAAGUGUUGUCAUCAAAGAUUGACACCAUCAAUUUAGAAUUGGCUGUAAUUAGGAACGAACAAGUACAAACUAAACAAGAUCUUAUUCAGGCAAAAACUGAGCUCAAAAGAAUAGAAGCAGAUCAGAGCUUUGAUGUGCCAAACAACACUGCUGGGGAAAGUCUGUUUGACGCACUGGGGAACGCAAGCACAAGUGAUGUCAUAAAUUACCUUCGGAAGGCAUUCCAGAGCGAAAAGGCGCACCACAAACAAGCCCUGGGUCAAAUUAAAGCUGAUGUAGCGUUUAUGUGGUCGGAUUUAAACACCCUGAAAGCAACAGUUGCAACACUCAAUGAUACACAAGGAAAUCUCACUCGUGAUGUUUUUGAAGUAGGGAGGGACGUUGAAUACGAUAUUAAGACAGUAAAUGACACAUUGGCAAGAAUCCACUCAAUGGCUGAAUGGCUAGAUACGAGCUUCACUUCUUUAAAUGGCACUCAGCAACAGACAAACGAAACCGUGUCACUACUGAACAAUGAUGUGAACUUACUGAAAUCUAGCUUGAUGAACACUUCACAACAAGAAGAGAUGACGAAUUUGAGAGAAACUGUCUCAGAAAUCCAAACUUCACUUGAGGAGAAAUGUCAGUCUGGAGAAAUUGGACCUCUCGUGCGUCCACUUUACCCAGUGACACUGACCAUCAACUUCCGGCCAGCCUUUAACAGUAAACCGGCUAUAGUUUAUGGACUGAAAGUCUUGGACUCUGCCCACAAUACGAAUGUCCGUGUUGAUGGACAUAUCACGGAGAUGACCAGUGCAUUUUUUAAGUUUAAGAUCAGGUCAUGGGCAGAUACCGUUAUGUAUGGCGCCAAAUUUUCGUGGAUGGCAUGUCCCAAAACAGACACAUAACUUGAUGAGUGUGAUGUUCACUCAUCAGUUUAGAAUGCACUUCAUCGAUAUCUGUAAGCAGACCCAUAUAUGGACCGUGAACUUCAAUGUUUCGAACAGUGAAUAGUUGCAUACAUGUAUGCAUUUUUUGUUCAUUAUCCAUCAAUAUAAAUGUCAAUUAAAUUUGUGUUUCUGUCUAUACUGUCAUAAAUUUUUGUAAUACGACUUUAAGUAUAUUAUAUGUGUUUCUGGUGCGACCGACAACUCCGUCGAGGCAAUGCAUUGAAACCGUUAACGAUUCGAUUCCAAGCAAACCUAUGAUAUUUAAAAUUAUUAAAUCAUUUGAGAAGCUGCCAUUUCAAAUAGCGCCUCUUUAUUAAUUUAAAAUGUAUUGUCUUCAUAAUAACAAGCAUUUAGCGUGUGGAUUUUAUAAUUUAAUGUUUAUUAAGAAGUUGCAAGUUAUGACUCAAAAAUGUUUUAGCGAAUACUAAAUUUCAAUAAAAAAAUUUAAGCUAGAACAGCCUGCGGAUAUUUUGUGAUGAUAAAGCAUUUUCGAUAUUGAUCAAUGUUGUUUUUUAUUCGGUUGUAAUAGCACAUACUUU
Molecule: messenger RNA, 1792 nt
Organism: Mya arenaria
Lineage: Eukaryota; Metazoa; Mollusca; Bivalvia; Myida; Myidae
Exons: 3
Coding region: 237-1211 (324 amino acids)
Biological process (GO): cell adhesion
Molecular function (GO): carbohydrate binding
Source: RefSeq, a predicted model, not a curated record